This is a messenger RNA of Drosophila rhopaloa, 667 nucleotides long. It is a transcript of the gene cato, whose product is annotated as protein lin-32. The transcript has a single exon. Gene Ontology annotation, molecular function: protein dimerization activity. Bases 22 to 594 code for a protein of 190 amino acids. Lineage: Eukaryota; Metazoa; Arthropoda; Insecta; Diptera; Drosophilidae. The record is from RefSeq and is a predicted model, not a curated record.
UUCAGGCCGCUCGGAUCUGCCAUGAGCUACUACUACUCUUCCGCCUCCGAGGAGGAUGGCAGCUCCCAGUACUUGGGCAGUCCCAACUACAACCUGACGACGCACCCCGUUUCUUCGCAGGAUUAUGGACAGUCGGCCUUCCUAUCGCCGGAAUGGCAAUUCCUGGAUGUCCCAGGCGGAACUCAACCAGAGAUGGCAUCCUUAUUGGAGAUCCCAGCUCGAAGCAGUGAACAGCAUACCAAGCGGCGGAGCAACAGCUCUACGGGAUCAGAUGGAAGGAAGAGCAGUUCCGGCAGUGAGCAGACCAAUCUCAGUCCCACUGUCCAGAAAAAGAGACGACAGGCGGCCAAUGCGCGGGAAAGGAAGAGGAUGAAUGGCCUGAACGAGGCCUUCGAUCGUUUGAGGGAAGUGGUGCCCGCUCCGUCCCUUGAUCAAAAGCUGUCCAAGUUCGAGACUCUCCAGAUGGCCCAGUCCUAUAUCCUAGCCUUAUGCGAUCUCCUCAACAACGGCGAUGUGGAGGUGGAUACCGCAGCCUACACAAUCUUCGGCGGCAGCGAAAGUAACUUCGGGUUGAGCGGAGGAUCCUUAUCAUAGAUGGAUACUUGAAAACAUUCUGUUAGAUUUAAGCUAUGUGAUUUUCUUCUUACUGUUGAAUAGGCUAAAGAUA